Messenger RNA from Amoebophrya sp. A120, 6681 nucleotides. The record is from the annotation of a GenBank genome assembly. Lineage: Eukaryota; Dinophyceae; Syndiniales; Amoebophryaceae.
AGAGAAGGCGAAGGGACGAGCGUCCUAGCAUAGUCCUCCUUGUUUCAUUUGGAUGUCUACUAGUUCCUGACGAUAUCUACAUCGGAUCUUUGUAGUUGCGAAUUACUCAAUCUAUUACACUGCUUCACGGUAUGUGGCUCUUCGAGGUUUUUUACGUCUAGAAUUUGUUGAGAUUUUGAAAGACAUUUACCAGUAAUUCAUCAAGGUCAUAUUCACAUUAUUAAGUCUCCCUCAUAGUAGUUUUGAUAAUUGAUGUAAGAAUUAGUUGUGAGUACAAGUUGAAGAAGAUUAUCGCGCAUUUCGAUUGUGCCAAAAAUAAAUUAAAGCAAUUGUAUGAAGUACUUAGCGUUGGCGCAAGAACUUGUAAUGAUAUACGAAUUCACGACGCCUUCCUGUUUCCGGCACCAGCUUCCUCUCGGCGCCCGUUUUGCUUCCUAGUGCGCGACCAGGUGAAGCAUCUGCGCAUCUACUUGAGCACCGGUUUUUUGAAAAAAAUUUCUCCAUCUGCUGCUGCGGCGAAGGUUCACAAUGAACGACCACUGUAUAGGAUUCGACCCAACCCUCGUCGCCUCCACCAGCAGAGUGUGAUAUUAACGUUUAUGUUUCAGCUUCCGACUAAAGGGACUAAAGUGAAGAACCAAUUGUGUUUUUUUGCAUCAUCAUCAUCGAGAAGAAGAGCGCCCGCAUCGUCUUUCUCCAGAACAUCGACGAGGCCAGCGGUGGGUCUUUUACAACAGCAGAAGCAGUCAAUUAUUUCUAGAGCUGCAGCGCAAGAAGAACGGCAGAGGUCACUACUACUUUUUCAACGCAGCUACGUAGGUCGUCAUCUUCAUCAUUUUCCUUCGGCGCUGGUACCAGGGGACGAGAAACAAGCUCCAAAGUCUUCUAGCUGCUGGACGACGAGCAAGGCUACUUUCGACAAAAAUCAGGAUUAUUUUCCGCGACCAGCCGGGCAUCAACAGAUUAAAUUUGUCGCUUUGAAAGAACACCGGCGCACAUUUUUCUUCCGCUCCCGAGAGGACAGCAGCAGUACUACAGAGCAGCAACGAGGAGCGCAAUUGGAUGCGCAGGAAGAUUUAGAUCAAGAGAACUUCACAACUGCCCAGAAUUUUCCGGAUUCGAGAGGCGCGAUUGAUGAUGGAGAAGAACCAUCUUCGCAGUCUCUGAAAGAAACCACCAUAGUUGCACGACCAGGGUACUACAAGCACAGCAUUGCAACCCUGUUCGACCUGCCGCACCACGAGCUGCAAAUUUUCGAACAGCAGGAAGAGACCCGAUCUAUUAUCGCUGAAGUACGUCGGCAACAAGGGAGGAACAAGACGAAAGAACCUCGUGUCAUCAACAAGUCGAGGACCACUUCUUGGAAAACUGGUGCGUUGCCACCUGCAGACAGGGACGAGGUUGGUGCCUCUGCCAGCGGAACGACCACCAGUACCAAGCCCACAAGCUGGAAAGCAGCUGGUGCCCCAAGUACAACUAACUUCAGCGGCGCUUCACGGCUCGACGACGACGCACCAGAUAAUAACGACCAGAAAGCCAUCGCGCUAACCUCCAAGAAAGAACGACAAGGACCUUCAUCUACUUCGAAAAUGAUAACGGGCAAUUCCGCAGCAGCCUCCUCCUCUACGAGGCAACAUAACAGCAAGCGAAUUCGCGUGGCAACCUACAACGUGCUGUGUCCCGCGUUGUCUUCUCAAAGUUCACACAUCAGAGCACUGCCGCAGCACCUGCACCCGCCCAGCCGACUACGGAAAAUAAAGAGAAAGUUGGUGGAAGAGGUACUUGAAGUGAUUGAAUGAAGUACUUGGAGUGAUUGCAUGAAAUGGAAGAGGUACUUGAGAGAAAUAUAAUAAUUAUUUCGUCAUUAUAAUCAGGCAUCAAUACAACUUGAACUUUUCCAGGAAGUUGCAGUGUAUAAAGCUUGAUAGAUUGUCGUGGUACUUUCGCAGCUAAAAAAACGUCUUCAGGUAUUUCCCAACAAUGUUAUCUGCUGCCUCCAAGAAGUGGGUCUCUCCUGGAAGGGCGAGCUGCAGCAACUCUGCGUAUCCAAGAUGAAAAAAUCUGUGUUAGUGUAACUUUCUUUGGCUGACAGCAUCACAAAUUUGCUCUACAUGUUGACAGAGAAAACCUGUCAUGCGUGGUGCCUUGUAAGGGAAAACACACACCACGAAAAGAGGACUUCGUGGCUGUGUGGCAUGACAGGCGUAACUCUGUUGCAUGUUCUGCAUUACAGAGCUACAACACUUACACAGGUUUUUUUCUUGCAUAUUGCGAGGACUUUGACUACAAAGUCAUCGACACGCACUACGGCACCGCUUUCAAUUAUGGGAGUGUCAGGAUCGGAAUCGUCAAAGUUGAAAUAGUUUGUGAUGCAUACAAUGCAGCGCCGAAAUUGCCUCUAUUGCACAGGGCGAAAGGGAUGCAGAUUGUAAGCCUUUUUAGGGGCGGUAGAAAUUGAGCUGCCAAAGUAGCAUGACAAAAGGCGCCUCUCUUACCCAAACCGCAUUACAGACUGGAUUUCGGCUCUACCCAAAUUUGUCAUGCGCCACUUGAAAACUAGGCACCAACUGGCAUCCGUUUUAUGCAUCACAAAUUAUGUCAACUUUGACGAUUUCGAUCUUGACACCCCCAUAUCAAUGAUUUCAUGGGCAUCAUGGUCGCCUACCCCGCGAAACUCUACAAAUUAUGCGAAGAAAAAACUGUUUCACUGUGAACUUGUGAUGCAUAGAACGGAGCACAGAAUGACUUGUCUUGCUACACCUGCAAGACAUUGGAUUUUUAGGCGUGUUUUCCCUUGGGAACUGCGCAUGGCAAAUUUUUCGUGUCGUGUGUAGCAAACUUGUGAUGCAGAUUUUGCAAAAUCAUCACAGUGAAACAGUUUUUCCUCACGAUACAAAUCGACAAGCAUACACUGCGGCCGCAUGUCGGACGCGUAUGUGGAUUUUUCGCUCCUCCCCGAACAGCCGAGCUUUGCGGAGCGGUUACGGCUAGAGAAGGAAAAAGCGGAGAAGAAAGCGCUGCCUCCGGGGAUAAAAGUAUAGAUACAUUUUCUUUGUAGAUACAGAUGCUAAAGAUCUUGGUUUUUGUCAUGCCAUUGGCGGUUCGUGACUUUUUCUUUUAAGCCUGCCCUAUGAAGAGUAGACUGACAGCUUUUGGCUCUGGUUGCACGAAUUGUUUCUGAAUUUCGGCAUCAACAAAAACCUGCUCCCACAGGACAGCGCCGUCCAGCUGGCGAAGUCGGUGAUGCACAGGAUAGGCUGGUGGCCUCCGGCAGGUAGUUCGGGCGACGGCGGCACCAACUCCGUAUCGGGUGCAAUUAUGUCUGGCUCUGGAAACAACUUGUGAUGCUAUGUGGCGAAUCACGCGACGCCUCCAUUGACAGCCAAGCAUGACAAAUUUUUGAGCUACUCAGUGUUGUCUGUCUUGCAUGACAGACUGCGUUUGUGCAUGACAGAGAGACGUGUUUUUUGGGUAAUGUGCAUGACAGACUUGGGAGUCAUGCUCGCCCUGCAUGACAAAGACAAUGACAAACCUUGCAUCCUUCCAGACCCAGACUACAUAUUUGCAUUUGAUAGUCCGCUUCCCUCGACAAAAAGGAGGAAAGCGCCUGGGACAUCGUGGAGAAGCGCAUGAUAUGAACUGCAAAAGUUGUAUCGUAGGCGUAGUAAUUCUUGCAGCCAUGCAUUGCAAAUCUCUCUCUUAAGGUAAAUCCGCAUUAGAAGUCCCAUUUGUCAUGCUGACCAAAUUUGUGAUGCGAUUUCUACUAGUUGUGCGAUACUUCUUUUGCAGUUCAUACAUGAAUCGGGUGAUCAUGGUGAGAUUCUCCACGCUUGAAAAAGAAUCCGACGGAAAAAAUGCGCCACUGGUACCCACCGCAAACGAGUUUGCCGUGAUAUCAAAUGCAAGUAGGUCUGGGUCUGGAAGAAUGCAACUUGUCAUGCAGAUUUUCCAUGACCCAUGAGGUCUGGAAUGCGGGACCUAGCAUGACAAACUCUUCCAGGUCUCUGUCAUGUCUAUCCUGCAUGAGAAAUCCCCUCCCAACUUGGUCGAAAGUGGACAGCUAAUUUUGGCACUCAUGCAACACAGAUUCUAGCAUGAUUCAGAUUUAGCAUCACAAGUUACUGUCUUCCAGACUCAGACAUAUUUGCAAUGCAUACGUGGCCACGUACCACAACCCGUGCCUGUUUGGAGCUUCGGAAAAGGUGCGGAUAUCCUGUGUAAAAACGUCCCCACCCGAGAGCUGUCAUGGAGAUUUGCGAUUACAGGAACAUUUGUAAUGCGCAUCCCCAAGGGAGGCAUAUCCUGUCGUGUUUUGGCAUUUGUAAUGCUGCAAAUAGAAUAAGCAGAUGGAUUUGUGGUGCGGUUGGCCUUGCUAACAUGCACUUCGCUACGGACUGAAACUUGUCAUGCGUGGCUCUCAAAACUUCUGGGUUUGUGUUGCUAAGUUCCGAACUUGACUACUGGGCGGCGGCGGGAACGUUUUUACAUAUGAUAGCGGGCGCUGGGGAUACACACAGCCAUGCUGGUCCAGGCGUUUCAGGAGUUUGCGGGGGAAAGCACGCCGAGGAUACUACUCGGGGAUUUCAAUUUUACGCCCACGAACAGUAUAAGAUUGCUGUUGUACUACUAUCAUGCAAGUAUCAUGUGAAGAAGAAUAUGGUCUUUUUUUUGUGUUGCCUGACACGUCGCCCCGUGCCCGUGCAUCUACAUGCGCAGCUGUACAGGAACAGGACAUUUCGAAAAAUCCACGCAUUUUAUCAUUAUCAGGUCCCAUUUACGACUACAUCACAACCGCUUCUGACGAGUCCUUCAACCAACUCGAGUUGCUCCGCGACCGGCCACACAAGUACCACUUGUGGAACUCCGAGUUCCACUAUGAGAGUGCACAGCUCCCCCUAUUCCUCAUUUGUCAUGCAAGAUGCUCAAUCCAGACUGUGCCUGUUAGCACUGUUUGCAUGACAAGUUUUGGCAGGGGCAGCCCAAAUAGCACUACAAUCCUGUGAAAAUUUGUCAUGCAAAAUCUGCAUUCUCGCUAGCGCUUGUAUUGCCGUUCAUGCUAUACAAAUGAGGGGGGGGAAGUUGUGCACUGUCAUAUCCACCCCUUGGACUCCUGUUACGCGCUGAAGCAGAAAAAGGAACCCCGGUUCACAAACUACGCGUCGCGCAGAUCGGAGUUGGAGGAGCAUGACUUCAUAUGAAUCGCAAAAGUAUCGACGCAUUCGUACUUCUUAUUGCAGAUUUGCAUGACGAAUUCCCCUCGGAAGCUAAAACAGCAUUGCAAAUUCCAUCUGUCAUGCUAACCGAAUUUUUUGUCAUGCGAUUUAUACUAGGUAGUCGUAGUGCGAUACUUUUGCAAUGCAUACUUCAUGGAAACUCUCGACUACGUCUUUGUCUCGAAGUAUGGAUGUGUCAGAGUUGAAAUCGACACAGUCGAAAUAAUUUGUCAUGCAUAAAAUGGAUGCCAGUUGGAACCCAGUUACCAAGUGGCGCAUGACAAAUUUCGGUGGUCCCUAAAUCCAGUUUGUCAUGCUGUUUAGGCAAAGGAGAGCGAUUUUCUCAUGCUACUUUAGCAGCUCGAGCUGUAACCUGAAACAGGCUUACAAUCGGCCUCACUGGCCUGCUCUGCAACACACGGACCUCAGGUCAUGCAUUUUAUCAUGCAUGACAAAUUAUUUGUUCAACUUUGUCGAUUUCAACUCUGACACAUCCAUACGAAGAACCACUGGGAGGUCGAGUCCGUCGUGGACCUACUCGACGAAGACACCGCGCUCCAACACGGCGUAUGGAUUGCAAAAAUCCCUGGAUGUCUGGAAGAAUGCAACUUGUGAUGCUAUUUUUGGAAUCUAAAAAAAUCUGUAUUGCAUGAGCAGCAAAAGGCGUCCAGUUUUUGCUCCGCGGAGCGGGCAUUUCUCAUGCGGGACAGGCAUCAAGAUGUCCGCAAAAAAAUUGUGAUGCUGGGGCAUACAUCACAGACCGAUCAUGGGUCAUGCAAAAUGUGCAUGACAAACCUUGCAAUCUUCCAGACCGAGACACAUUUGCCUUUGAUAUCGCGUGCAGCCGAACGAAGCAGAGCCAAGUGAUCACUGUCUCGUCGGCGCGAGCUUGCUCUGCAGGAAGUUCUAGUUUUUAGGGGAGAUGCAGAUGAUGUUUAUUGCGACGUGUGGUGAACGGAUUUAUUCGAGGGCGCGAAGUAGUUGUGGGCGACGCUCAUGGGAGGUUUGUAAGUAGUUCCAGGCUGGUGCUAAUAUUGCGAUAAAGAUAGUAGUGCGGGUUGAGAAGAAGAUCUUCGUGUUUUAAUAGCAGGAAUGAAUCUACUUCCAUCUGAGCUCAAGCUCAAGUUUUUUUCAACUACGAAGAACGCAAAUAAGCUGUGCCUGUGGAGUACUAGCGAAAGCGAAUGCAUAGAGCUUCAUGUACUUCCGUUUUAGUAACUGUAAAUAUUGAUGCGAUGAGACCACAGACCCCCCCCCAGCUACUUUCAGGGUAAAAAGAACUGGAGGUGGUAGCUGCACCGAACACACCUAGCGACAAGAAUAUAUGCAUUUAAUAUUGGUUCUUUGCUGCAGAAGCUUCGCUGUUUUUUCUGUUGAUAGCGCGAGAAGUUGAAAAUGUACUUACUACGUCAUGAUGAUUCAUCAAGGCGUGUUGACCAAGAAGAUGACAAACCUUCCCCGACACUAU